AUGCAUGGAGCUCCACGUGCAGAGAGCAGGGACAAGAGCAAUAACCUUGACUUCAAAAUGUCAGAGGAAGAAGAUUCUUUUCUGAAUGUUAAAAGAUCUUUGAAAAAGAAAAUGGUGAAACACAGCACUCCAGUGGACUCGAUGCUUUCAAGAACAAUGCCAUCUCUUACAGAUCUGACAAAUCAGUCAAUCAAGUACCAAGAUGUCAGUAAGAGAGUUUAUGGAUCUCCAGUGCCAAAAUCAAAUCUAAGUAGAUCAUUAUCUCGGGUAUCAUUAGUAGGUGCUGAAGCAUACAUCCCUCAUAUGUCCCCGAAAAGGCUUUCAACAGUGUUUGACUCACAAGAACUAAACCAAGAGAUAAGCCAAAGCUCCCAGGUUGUAUUUUCUAGAAGGAGGCUUUCCACGGUGUUGGCCUCAGAUGAAUCAAAUGAAGAGCCAAGUGACAAGGUUGUUCUAAAUGUGGAAACUCAAGCUCCCACCAAAGCAUAUGAGGACGCUGCAGUAAGCCCCAAGAGUGGACCUUCAUGGCUUGUUACUGGAAUACCAGGGAUAAAAGAUGUCCCAGUAGUAAAAAAUAGAAAGAAGAAAACCGAUAAAGCUCUUGUGAGAAAGAGACAAAAAGAAUGGGUGCUUCGUCAACUUAAAAACAUUGAGGAAGCAACUGAACACGAACUGACAAUUGAAGAAGCUUGA
This is a messenger RNA of Tyto alba (common barn owl), 693 nucleotides long. RefSeq names its product coiled-coil domain-containing protein 201-like. NCBI's taxonomy places the organism in Eukaryota, Metazoa, Chordata, Aves, Strigiformes, Tytonidae. The transcript has 3 exons. The record is from RefSeq and is a predicted model, not a curated record. The coding region runs from base 1 to 693 and encodes 230 amino acids.